GUUCGACCGUUCUCUUUCGCCGUGCUUUCUUGUUGCUCGGUCUCUUUGCCUGGAGAUCCCGUCGCUGUCGUCGCCUUCGCUGCUGCCGCCGCCGCCAUGAAGCUCCUCCAUCUUUGCGCUCCGGUGCUGUGUUUGCUGUGGCUGGGUCAGGCCUCCCUCGCCGUCGACAUCGAGGAAGAGGAGGGCGUGCUGGUGCUGAAGACCGCCAACUUCGAGCAAGCGCUGGAGCAAUACCCGAAUAUCCUGGUGGAGUUCUAUGCACCAUGGUGUGGUCAUUGUAAAGCUUUGGCACCUGAAUAUGUGAAAGCAGCAGCAAAAUUGAAAACUGAAAACUCUGAAAUCAGAUUGGCUAAGGUAGAUGCUACAGAAGAAUCCGAACUCGCCCAACAAUUUGGUGUUCGGGGUUAUCCUACUAUCAAAUUCUUCAAGAAUGGAGAUAAGUCUUCUCCCAAAGAAUACACAGCUGGCAGAGAAGCAGAUGACAUUCUAAAUUGGUUAAAGAAACGCACAGGACCUGCAGCCACUACCCUGGCAGAUGUAGCUGCUGCGGAAGAACUAGUGGAAUCCAAUGAAGUUGCUGUGAUUGGAUUCUUUAAGGAUGCAGAAUCUGAUGUGGCCAAAGAGUUUCUGUUGGCAGCAGAGGCCAUUGAUGACAUUCCUUUCGGGAUCACUUCCAACAGUGAGAUUUUUGCCAAAUAUCAGCUCAAAAAAGAUGGAGUUGCUCUUUUUAAGAAGUUUGAUGAAGGUCGUAACAAUUUUGAUGGGGAAAUAACAAAAGACAACCUCCUGAAUUUCAUCAAAUCGAACCAGUUACCCUUGGUGAUUGAAUUUACCGAACAGACUGCACCUAAAAUUUUUGGUGGAGAGAUUAAGACACACAUCCUGUUGUUCUUACCUAAGAGUGUUGAGGAAUACGAGGGUAAACUGGAUAACUUCAAAACAGCAGCUGAAGGCUUCAAAGGAAAGAUCUUGUUCAUUUACAUUGACAGCGACCAUAGUGACAACCAGAGGAUCUUGGAGUUCUUUGGCCUCAAAAAGGAGGAAUGCCCUGCCAUACGCCUUAUUACUCUGGAGGAAGAAAUGACCAAGUACAAACCAGAAUCCGAUGAUCUGAGUCCAGAGAAUAUUAGGGACUUCUGCCACAAGUUCUUGGACGGCAAAGUUAAGCCCCAUCUGAUGAGCCAAGAGAUUUCUGAUGACUGGGACAAGCAGCCUGUCAAAGUUCUGGUUGGGAAGAACUUUGAGGAGGUGGCUUUUGAUGAAAAUAAGAAUGUCUUUGUGGAAUUCUAUGCUCCUUGGUGUGGCCACUGCAAACAGUUAGCUCCCAUUUGGGAUAAACUUGGAGAAACUUACAAGGACCACGAAAACAUCAUUAUUGCUAAGAUGGACUCUACAGCGAACGAAGUUGAGGCUGUGAAGGUCCACAGUUUCCCUACUCUCAAGUAUUUCCCUGCUGGCCCUGAUAGAACGGUUCUAGAUUACAGUGGAGAGAGGACAUUGGAAGGUUUUAAGAAGUUCCUGGAAAGCGGUGGAAAAGAUGGUGGUGUAGAUGAGAAUGAUCUGGAAGAUCUAGAGGAUGCAGAAGAGGAGCCAGAUGUUGAAGAGGAAGAAGAAACUGCAGCUCAAAAAGAUGAACUGUAAACAGAAGUCCAAUCUGCAUAUCCCCAGACACUAUGCUGCGGCUGCCAACUCAAGCAAGUCAGCAAACAAAUUCUAACCAGAAGACUGAAACUGGUUGGGAGUCCAGGGAAAUUAACCCAUUCCUCCAACCUGUCAAACAAAUCUAGUUUUAUUCUAUGCUGAAGAAGGAUCUGACUAGUUGGCAAACUGCUGGGUCUUUUUUCUUGCCUUUUUCCCUCUUCUUUCAUUUGAAAACUGUGAUGUACAUUUCCUUAGACUAUUGCGGCCUGGGUAGAAGCAGAUUGAAAUGAUAAUAUGUCCUAUUGCCUAACUAACUUGGGAAUUUCAUGAAUAAGGCAUCCUUAAACAUUAAUCACACUUUGUCUAAAUGACAUAUGCUGCUGUUGACCCAGCAGACUGUUGGUUAUUGUCCCAGCUUUUCUUCCUUAUGCUUUACUGUUGGUUUUUCUCGCCCCGGACCAUUCCAAUGUGGAAGAAAUCACUAGGCUGACCAAGAGAAUAAGUGGGGUAUAGUAGGUCCUUUUAACUCAUUGCAUAGUCUCAUGUCCUCUUUAUAUUGUACAAUUGAUUUCUGUCAUCCAAAGAUCUGGAAGGGUAGGAAACCGUUGCUGAGGAAUGAGAGUCCAAUUGCCUCCUUCCAUAAAGCGAAAUCUAACUUGAGUUGCUAUCUCACCUGCAAUGAAACAAAAGCCUUGCUAUCUACACAUUAUUUUGCAAAUGCGUUUUCUGGGGACUGUUGGGAAAUAACUUCUCUGAAUGCAACAAAAAGGACACUUAAUAACUAAGGAGUUUUGUGGGGAUACUUGAGAGCCAUGGAAAGUCUGUAUUACAAAGAGGAUGAUGUGUUUCAAUGGAAUUCAUUUUAAGCAUCCAUGAUGCUCAAAGGAAUGGAACUCAUUGGCCAAAUAAAAGUUAAUUUUAAUACUC
Pantherophis guttatus is the source of this 2568-nucleotide messenger RNA. It is a transcript of the gene P4HB, whose product is annotated as prolyl 4-hydroxylase subunit beta. The record is from RefSeq and is a predicted model, not a curated record. Lineage: Eukaryota; Metazoa; Chordata; Lepidosauria; Squamata; Colubridae. Gene Ontology annotation, cellular component: endoplasmic reticulum; external side of plasma membrane. Gene Ontology annotation, molecular function: protein disulfide isomerase activity. Gene Ontology annotation, biological process: response to endoplasmic reticulum stress; protein folding.